AUGAGCAGUCCACCCAUAGAAACAGGGAAGAACUGGUGUAUUGGCACACAUCUUGGUAGUGUGGUAGAUGUGAUCAUGGGAGAAGAAUUGUGCAGCAUGUUUCCCAGGAGUUUGCUUUUCAUGAUCACACUCGUUUCUCAGAUUAAAGAAAAGGCAAUCCUUGGAGUAGAAGGUCAAGAAGUGGUCUAUCCUAAAAGGCUUCCCCUGAGGCAAAAGCGAGAUGUUUGGCACAUGCAUGAUUAUGACAUACAGGAAACAGAUGAAGAAUUGUUGUAUGAACUAAAGCUAACUAGAAAAACCUUAAUACUUCACCUUUUAAGAUCAAGGGAGUUCCUAGCCUCAAAUUACAGUGAAACCUACUACUCCGCAAGAGGGGAGGUGAUCACCAGCUACCCUCCCACCAUGGAUCACUGCUUUUACCAAGGAUCCAUCAUACAUGAAUUUGAUUCUGCUGCCAGUAUCAGCACGUGUAAUGGUCUGAGGGGAUUCUUCAGGGUGUAUGACCAAAGAUACCUCAUUGAACCAGUGAAAUAUUCAGAUGAGGGACAACAUUUGGUGUUCAGGUAUAAUCCAAGAAUGCAGUAUGCUGCCAAUUAUUCUUGUACAGAAUUCAAUUUUACCAGGACAAAUGAUUCAAAGGAUAUUAAAAUCAUGGAAGACCUCAAAAGAAAAAAUGUCCAUAAAGAAAAGUAUGUUGAACUGUUCAUUGUUGCUGAUUAUAAUGUGUAUCACAGGAAUAAUCAUCCUCAUAGUAAACUGAGGAACAGAAUUUGGGGAAUGGCCAAUUUUGUCAACAUGAUUUAUAAAACCUUGGACAUUCAUGUGACAUUGGUUGGCCUUGAAAUGUGGACAAAUGGAGAUAAAAUAGACAUAGAUUCAAAAAUAGAAAAUACCUUAUUACAUUUUUCAACUUGGCAAGAAAUAAUCCUGAAAAAGAGGAAAAAAUUUGAUCAUGUUAUAUUACUCAGUGGGAAAUGGCUCUACAUACAUGCACAAGGAACUUCUUAUUCAGAGGGUAUAUGCCUGCCCUAUUAUUCCUCCAGUGUUGUUAAGGAUCUUUUGCCUGACCUAAAUGUAGUUGCAAGCAGAAUUGCACAUCAGCUAGGUCAUAACCUUGGGAUGAAGCAUGAUGAUUACCCAUGUACCUGUAAUUUUGAGAGAUGUGUGAUGGAUCGUGGUGGAAGCAUUCCUGCACUAAAAUUCAGUAAAUGCAACAGGAUUCAGUACCUUCGACACCUGAAGGAUUAUAAUCCAACAUGCAUGUUCAACAUUCCGUUUUCUGAUAAAUCAGAUAAUCACCCACACUGUGGAAACAAGAAGUUGGAUGAAGGAGAAGAGUGCGAUUGUGGCCCUGUUCAGGAGUGCACCAAUCCUUGCUGUGAUGCAAACAAAUGCAUGUUGAAGUCAGGAUUUAGUUGUGCAGAAGGAGAAUGCUGUGAAGCUUGUCAGAUGAAAAAAUCAGGGUCCAUAUGCAGACCGGCAAAAGAUGAAUGUGAUUUUCCUGAAGUAUGUACUGGCUACUCUUCUGCAUGUCCUAACGACAAAUUCCAAGUAAAUGGAUUUCCUUGCAAGAAUGCAAAAGGCUAUUGCUUCAUGGGGAAAUGUCCCACCCGGGAUGAUCAGUGCUCUCAAUUUUUUGAUAAUGAGGUGAAAGACAGUUCUGAUCUCUGCUAUGAGAUGAAUAAAAAAGGAAAUAGAUUUGGAUACUGCAAAAACAAGGAAAACAGAUUAAUUCCCUGUGAAGAGAAAAAUAUCAAGUGUGGAAAGAUACACUGCAGCAGAGGGCAGCAUUUAUCUCUGCCUGGUAAAGAAAAGAUUGACCACCUUAAGAAGGCUUCAAAGCUGAAUGUCACCACUGAGUGCAAAACUUUUAUUUUAUACAAAAAUUCUAAAGAUUUGGGCCUGGUUGCUCCUGGAACAAAAUGUGGAGAUGGAUUGGUGUGCAGCAAUGGUGAAUGUGUGGAACUUGAAAAGGUCUACAACUCAACCAAUUGCUCUUCUCAAUGUGACGAAAAAGCUGUGGAUGACCAUGAACUUGAGUGCCAAUGUGAGGAAGAACAGAAACAUGUGGAUUGGGGAAAAAACUUAAAUAUUACCUAUAUAUCCAUCCUGGUGGUUGUGCUUGUCCUGGUUAUUAUUGGUGUUGGGGUAGUUGUAUUAUUAAUUCAUCACCAAAAAUGUAUUAAGUUGAAGCGAAUUCUGAGCCCACUUAGAGAUACAUUGGGAAUGGAGAAUAAAGGAUACUUUGGUGAUGAGCAGCAGACAAGAACUGAGCCAAUUUUCCCUGAUAUUCAUCCCCUUCAUAAACCUGCAAAUAAAGAUCCAAGAGGAAUCGCUGAUCCAAAUCAAAGUGCCAAAAUGUUUUUUGAAGGCCAGCAAAUUAGCCGCUGUGGCCAUGGAAUCGGACAGUGUUCCCCCUUUCCCCAGGGAUACGUAAUGGUAAUGGAUAGUAAAUGUCGGGAAAAGCCGCAGCCCGUGAGUCACGUAUGA
This is a messenger RNA of Mustela erminea (ermine), 2490 nucleotides long. It is a transcript of the gene ADAM7, whose product is annotated as ADAM metallopeptidase domain 7. Gene Ontology annotation, cellular component: plasma membrane. The record is from RefSeq and is a predicted model, not a curated record. Lineage: Eukaryota; Metazoa; Chordata; Mammalia; Carnivora; Mustelidae. Gene Ontology annotation, molecular function: metalloendopeptidase activity. Bases 1 to 2490 code for a protein of 829 amino acids. Gene Ontology annotation, biological process: proteolysis. The transcript has 23 exons.